Messenger RNA from Suillus subaureus, 1381 nucleotides. RefSeq lists its product as uncharacterized. Gene Ontology annotation, molecular function: GTP binding. The record is from RefSeq and is a predicted model, not a curated record. Bases 479 to 1381 code for a protein of 300 amino acids. The transcript has 3 exons. Lineage: Eukaryota; Fungi; Basidiomycota; Agaricomycetes; Boletales; Suillaceae.
AUGAGGGCUACAAUGCAGAAUCAUCCGAUGAAAGGACACAUAAGGACUUCGACAUCAAAACGUGGCGAGCAUUAAAACAGCUGGAUUCUUUUUCGGAAUCGUAUGGUACUAGGUAUGGCUUGUGCAUGCCCGUCUAGACCCUAGCAUUCACUACCUGAGUUUCAUUGCAAAUAUCGAGUGUCGCCAUCGGCUCGCCGAAAGAUUGAUCAAGGAACUGGCUAUAGUACUAGAAUUCGAGUGCCAUGCUCCUGUUGGGCGUUUAAAAUCUGAGAUAAAAGGAUGAUCUAAAGAUUAUGAAAAACGCACCGAGGGGGCAUGGUUCUACCACCUUUCGCAUGAUGCCAUAUAUGUCAGGAUCAUUCUGGGGGAAUUGUCAUUGAACGGCACAGCACGGAAUCACCACAGUACACAGGUACGAGUAACGCUAUAUCCAACUUGAAGGGUCGAAUAUCACUGACCGCAAGUCUAACAUACUGAGAUGGCGCCAGUGUUGACUCGAAACAUCGUUGUCUUUGGAGAAACAGGAGCGGGAAAGAGCUCCGUCAUCAACCUGAUGGCCGGCCAACACAUUGCGCACACAUCACCCGACUCUCACCGCUGUACUCUGCAUUGGACAGAGUACCAAAUAUCUUUCGAAAAUGGGACUCGAUACAAGGUGUUUGAUACGGUCGGCCUUGAGGAGCCCCGUCUACAAACCGGAGACUACCUCACUGCAAUUUCAAACGCAUACGGCCUCAUCAACACCUUGAAAGAACGCGGAGGUGUCAACCUCUUGCUCUUCUGUAUACGCGGAGGUAGAGUCACGGCAACUAUGCAGAGCAACUAUAGGUUGUUCUUCGAAUUUUUCUGCGAGGAAAAAGUCCCGCUCGCGCUAGUCGUCACCAACCUCGAAAGAGAGGCAAGGAUGGAAGACUGGUAUACGCGGAAUGUGGGCCACUUGAAGAAGCAUAGCAUCAGGUCCGCGGGACACGCAUGCAUAACUGCGGCGAAUCUUCUCGACGGGAGACAUAGAGACAAGUAUGAAGAGUCGCGCGGAAUACUCCGUAGAGUGGUUGAGGCUCAUUGCAAUACGUCCAUGGAAGGGUGGACCGGUGGACAAGAAUGGCUUUCUUCGUUCAUCAGCAAGCUCGCGGAAUUUGAUGUUGGACGUCCCAAAAAGACAGAUAUCAUUGGGAUCCUCACGAAACGAUGUGGAAUGACCAAGGAGAUAGCUCGGCAGUGCAUUGGCAACAUCGUCAUGCGAACUCGCGAAGGGGUGGACCACUUCGACAUGGCAAGGGCUGGCUUACAAACGGUCGACCGUGUUUUCAAGGACCGACCAGACCGUUUGGACCGUUUUCAAGCACCGGAAGCAACCUUUUUGAGUGCAGAAAAGGCAUGA